UGUCAACAAUGGAAGCAAGUAUUGUGCUGGCCAUGGUGGCCAUGUUGUUAUGGGCAAGAGGAGCUGUGGCACAGUCGUCCCAUUGUAGCAAUGUAUUCAUCACUCUCUCCCCUUGCCUCAAUUACAUCACCCGCAACUCCUCGACCCCGUCGCCGAGCUGCUGCUCGCAGCUGACCACCGUCGUUCGCUCGCAACCGCAGUGUCUUUGUGCCUCCUCACUUGGAGGGAUCAAUGUCAACCAAACUCUGGCUCUCGCUAUUACUCGUUGUAAUGUCGUUUCUCCGUACAGUUCGGCUGAAACACCAAAAUCUCCAAGCGAGGAGUCUAGAGGUACCGGUAAAACUAAAACACUGAACUUUACUUCAAAAUUUAGUCACCAUUUUUGCAUUAUUGCAAGCUUUCAACUGAUUAAUCGAGAAUCUUCACGCCUGUAA
This is a messenger RNA of Cucurbita moschata (crookneck pumpkin), 434 nucleotides long. Its product is annotated as protein YLS3-like. The coding region runs from base 9 to 434 and encodes 141 amino acids. The record is from RefSeq and is a predicted model, not a curated record. NCBI's taxonomy places the organism in Eukaryota, Viridiplantae, Streptophyta, Magnoliopsida, Cucurbitales, Cucurbitaceae. The transcript is spliced from 3 exons.